Molecule: messenger RNA, 1214 nt
Organism: Truncatella angustata
Lineage: Eukaryota; Fungi; Ascomycota; Sordariomycetes; Amphisphaeriales; Sporocadaceae
Exons: 2
Coding region: 42-800 (252 amino acids)
Source: RefSeq, a predicted model, not a curated record
CACUAAUUUGUACAUAGCUUCUUUUGUUCGUCAUUCAUUUUAUGCAUUUUGUUACUCUUUUGACGGAAGACAUCAUGAAAGUUUCCUUGUCAGCCAUUGUACUGGCAUGCGGUUUGCAGGUCGCGAUUGGUGCUGCGGUCGAGGAGAGGGGAUUGAAUUGUUCAGCAAGACGUCAAAUUGCCACUUUCGACGACGUUCCUGCUUUGCCCAUCAGCACUGUGGACUUGGGUUGGACCUCAGGCUUCAGCCCAUACUUGGACCUCAACUACACCCGCUUCGCAGUCGCCGCCCAGGGUACUACAAUUGGCAAUAAUGCGCUGUAUUAUACCAUGUCGCGCCUUGCUCCUGGUACUUGGGACUCUUGGUGGCCAGCGCUUGCUGAUUUGAUCGGGCGGAAUGGGAGUCUUCCCCUUCUCGCAUACCCUCCGUCCAUUAUUGGAGCUGCUCCUCAAACAUAUUUCAAGCUUAAUGCCUUCCAGUUCGGCUGCGGUGUCCGACAAAGUGUUGCAAACUUUUUGCCGUUCGAUUGCCGAAUCAUCGUGCGCCCCAUUACUCCAUCGCUCAAUAACCAUUAUUACGUCUGCGAUUUUGUCCCCAAUGGAAACGCCACUUUGCAAACUUGUCGCCCCAACACCUUACCCGUUGGUAACGGCUACACCUUCCAGACUGUGGGACGUGUCGGCGAAAACAGCUGGUUUAGCUCACGGUCCGACCUCUUCAAUCCGCAAGUCGUGAACACUCUUUUUACUACUAUCGACAACGUGGACUAUACCGAGUACUGUGUGCCUUCGGUCCAAUAGGUCGCUCGGACGCGGCAAGAAAGUGGAAGUCUAUCAAGGCAUGAUAUAAAGUAUUGCUAGGCUAUAAAUUGUAAAAAUUUCACGUCAUAUGAUCCAAUAUAACAACUACGGAACGAGUUCGUUUACACAGCUAGUUCCCAAGACGUUGUUGUAAAUCCCGUUUGUUAGUUAGUAAGAUUGAUAUUAAUCGUCCAGUAUCUCGAACGGGAUUUGGUUUAGACUAAUUAUCGCUAACGUCGACAGUCUGAGAAGAGCAUCCAUAAACAGGGCGACCUGGUGAUACAAUUCCAUGUUUGAUUAUUUUCUGCAAACUCUUCGUGUCAAAACCGAAUCUUCUGCACCAAUGUUAAAAUUAUGGUUUAGCCGUAAUCUCUUUUUCCCACUUCGCUUAAAGUAAGUCAGGUUAUUUCUUCA